Thamnophis elegans (Western terrestrial garter snake) is the source of this 1653-nucleotide messenger RNA. RefSeq lists its product as uncharacterized. The transcript is spliced from 4 exons. NCBI's taxonomy places the organism in Eukaryota, Metazoa, Chordata, Lepidosauria, Squamata, Natricidae. The coding region runs from base 815 to 1450 and encodes 211 amino acids. Gene Ontology annotation, cellular component: nucleus; cytoplasm. The record is from RefSeq and is a predicted model, not a curated record.
GUGGUCCCUGAGGUCCAAAAGGUUGGUGACCCCUACUUCAAAAGAUAAGGUCAAGAUGCAAAGGGAUCUUGACACACUUGAAUACUGAGACCUAUAAAAAAUGAAAUUCACUGCUGAGGAAACUAUGGCUUUAGAAUUAGGCAACAAAAACCAAAAUUGCAGGUGUAGAAUAGUUGGUACCUGGCUUAACAGAAGGAUCCAGCAGUCCUAGGCAGCAAUGUGCUGCAGCUUCCAAAAAUGCCAAUGAAGUAUACUGCAGUUUUCUGCUUUGUUAGACCACAUUUGGAAUUCUGCAUCCGAAUUUCCAUAAAACGAGGCACACCUAUGCAUUUAUGGAAAUGCCACUGUAAUUUUUCCCAAUAUUAAUAUAGCAAAUACAUGUACAAAUACAAUACCAAAAAACCAUGAUCCUUGGUGCCUCUGGAUUUAGAAAUUUUCUGAGUCAGAGACAAGAUGAAAAAUCAGCUUGCUUCCAGAAAUUAUAAAUGUUCAAGGUCAGAUUGCUUGUGUGUUUCACAAAACAAACUUUAAGGAUGCCACAAGUCAUGAAGGUGUUGCUCAGGAGAAGUUGCAACAAGACAAGCUUGGUCCUAGGCAAGGUGCACACUUACGACCUCCUUUAAUAGCAGGAUAAUCGUCGGUUACAGUUGGAGAUUUUUUACACUUAGGCAAGAAAAACCAGCUGUAGAAGUUCAAAGUAGGAGAAACUUGGCUUAACGCCAGUGGCUCCGAGAGGGAUCUUGGGAGUCCUACAAUCCCUUAAAUAAAAGCUAACAGUAAUCGGCGGCAGCAGAAGAAGCCGAGCUGUCCGCAAAUGGCAGCGGGGAGGGGCGAGGCCACACUGGCGAUGAUGGAGGCGGAGGAAGCGGCGCGGCUGCGGGGCGGUCUCCGGUCGGGGCUGCGCGUCCUCCGUGAGCAGCACCAGGGCUGGCGGGACACUCUGGCCGCCUGCUUGCCGCUGCUGCGGACCCUGGGCAAUGUGGCCUUGCAGGCGGAGGCGGCGCGGAGGGUGUCUUUUGGGGAGACGCCGCUGCGGGCCUUCACGCGCCUGCCGGAGCGGCUGCGGCUGAAGCAGCGGGCGGGCAUGGAGGCCCUGCUAGCGGAGCUGCGCCAGGAGAAGCUGCCGGCGCUACGGGAGCCUCGGGAGGCCGUCGGCGCGCGUCUGGUGCCGCUGCUGGCGCUCGGGGGCCCCGACGCGGCCCCCGCCCAGCAGCCCCACGCACCCUUCCCGGCCUGGGCCGACCUGGUGGCCGGGCUGUUGGACGCCGAGGCGCUCUACCACGUGGUGUACUUGGAAGCGCAGCUGCUGCUGCUCUCGCUGAGCUACCGGGAUGUGGCAGGGAUGCAGGUGGCCCCCCAGGCCUGGGAGCGGAUAAUGCAGCACGGGCAGCGAGGAGACCGCGUGGAAGAAACGUUGCUGAAAGCCACCUUCUUCCUGGAGGACACCUGAGAGCACAAAGCAGCUUGUUUGCUCACCCCCAGUGAAGGAUUCUUCAGGAAGAGCUGGCCGGCCCUGCUAUUCGAAGGCACCUGGACUUGGAGUCUGCCUUGGGGUGAGCCCCACUUGCAGGAUUGUGUGACUAUUUAAUUUCUAACCAAUUUAGUUGUAUUUAUUUUGUUUAAUGACAAUAAAGACUAUACUGUACUAUUGCA